Messenger RNA from Emiliania huxleyi CCMP1516, 2223 nucleotides. RefSeq names its product ATP-binding cassette sub-family F member 3 (gene ABCF3). Gene Ontology annotation, molecular function: ATP binding; ATP hydrolysis activity. The coding region runs from base 1 to 2223 and encodes 740 amino acids. The transcript is spliced from 9 exons. NCBI's taxonomy places the organism in Eukaryota, Haptophyta, Isochrysidales, Noelaerhabdaceae. The record is from RefSeq and is a predicted model, not a curated record.
AUGCCGUCCGCGCGAGACACGGCAUCGACCCUCCUCGCGGGACUGGAUGAGGACGUGCUCGACUAUCUCGUGACGAUGCUGGAGGGCGACGAGGAGCAGGAGGCGAUGGAGGCGACCGUCGCCGAGUUUUUGCUGUCGACCGAGCACGUCGCCACCGAAGAGGAGGCGACUGCCAAGUGCCGGGAGCUUUUUGCGGCGCUGUCAUGCGCGGGAGCCGCCGACGCGGCGGAGACGGCCGCGGCGCCCGAACCUGAGCUCAAGGUGCUCGAGCAAAAGACGAGCAUCGCCGAGUCGGACUCGCACCUCUUCCGGGACGUGUCCAAGGACGAGCUCGGCGGCCGCCUGGUCGACCUGGAUGAGGCGCUUGAGGUGCGAAGGAAGCGCAAGGCGCGGCAGGAGGCCGAGCUGAGGGCAGUCCGCGCGGCGCACAGCCGCGUCCUGGCGCAGCGAGCGGCGGAGGACGCCGCGCUUGCGGCGGCGACGACGGCGGCGGUGGAGCUGCGGGCGAAGCAGGGCGCGUACACGGGCGCGGCGUCCUUCACGCUGGUGCGCGGCCGGAUCUACGCGCUCAUCGGCCGGAACGGGAAGGGCAAGUCGACGCUGCUGCGCGCGCUCGCAUCGCGGCUGGUGGGCGACAUCCCGCCCGCGCUGACGGUGCACUACGUCUCGCAGGAGGUGCACUACGUCUCGCAGGAGGUGCAGCUCGACGAGGAGCGGCUCGGCUGGACGCCGGCGCAGGCAGAGGAGCUGGAGGCACUCGAGCUGGCGGCCGCGGCGUCGGACGAGCAGGCAGCUGCUGGAGGCGCGGCACGCGGGCGCGGCCGUGCGUCCCUGACGCGUCCGCGACACGUCCCCUGCAGACGGGCCGGCUGCAGGAGGCCCGACUUGCUGCUGCUCGACGAGCCGACCAACCACCUCUCGAUCGGCGCGGUGCUGUGGCUCGCGAGGGAGCUCUCCACCUCGCCGACGUGGCAGCAGCGGAUGGCGGUCGUCGUCUCGCACGACCGCGUCUUCCUCGACGAGGCGGCCACCCCGCACAACCUCUCGCAACCAAGUCCCGCACUUCUUCUCUCGGCCCACCUCGGCCCCUGGCUCACCUCGGCUCACCUCGGCUCACCUCGGCUCACCUCGCCCGACGAGGUUGCGACCGACACGCUGCACGUGAGCGGGGCGGCGCGCCAGCUGACGCAGAGCCGCGGAAACUACUCUGGUUGGGCGAAGCGGCGCGCGCAGCAGCAGCUGACGCACGAGCGGGAGAUGGAGUCGAAGCGGCGGAUGAUCGCGGAGCUGCGCGCGUUCAAGCCGCUCGGCUCGACGCCAAAGCAGAUGAAGAUCUUCAAGUCGAAGGAGAAGAUGGCCGACAAGCUCGAGGAGGAGGAGCGGAUCGCCACCCGCCGCCCCACACACCCACCGGACACGUGCUGCUACACCACCCUCCGUCGACACCCCCCUCCGAUGACACGCCUGCUGGCGCGCGAGCUGGACGAGCAGGCCGCCUCACUGACCGAGGACGCGGAGCUUCCCCUCUCGCUCAAGGCUGGCGGCGAGGUGUCGGGCUUCCUCGUGCAGGUCAAGGGCGUGUCCUUUGGCUACCCGGGCUCGGCGGCACCCCUCUUCUCCGGCGUCGAGAUGGGCAUCGACGCUCGCUCGCGGAUCGUGCUGCUCGGCGAGAACGGCAACGGAAAGACGACGCGCGCGCUCGUCAAGCUGCUGCUGGGCGACCUCGCCCCGACGGCGGGCGAGGUGGUGAGUGCGGGCGGCGUCCGCAUCGCCCUGGUCAACCAGCACCACGCCGACCAGAUCGACCUCACGCUCUCGCCGCUGCAGUUCCUGAUGGAGCGCUUCCCGGGCGACGGCUCGUACGCGCACGAGCAGGCGCUCCGCUCGCACCUCUCCGGCUGCGGCGUCACCUCCGAGAUGAUGACGCUCCCCUCCUCGGCGCUGAGCGGAGGGCAGCGCUCGCGUGUCGCCCUCGCCGCCGUCUCAUACACGCAGCCGCACAUCAUCGUCCUCGACGAGCCGACAAACAACCUCGACCUCGAGUCCGUCGCCGCGCUGGCCGACUGCCUCGACAGCUUCGAGGGCGGGGUCGUGCUCGUGUCGCACGACCAGUACUUUGUGGGCCGCGUCGCCAAGGAGGUGUGGCUCGUCGACAAGGGGUCCGUCCGCCGCCUCCCCUCCUUUGACGUGUACCGCACGCAGCAGCUCAACAAGCUCAAGUAG